GACGAAAUACACUUCCCCAGGAGUUCGACAAACUUUUUUUAGUUCGAGAGUCGCGGACGGGACGUUACUCCUCGUGGUGUUAUGUAACGGCCAGCUUGACUAGUUAGCUGGUAAAAACUAGUUUGGGCCGGUCUAGUUGGGAAGGUAACGACGUUACACCAAACUGUGCGCAAUGCAUAUGGUAGCGGCAAACGGAUCCGUCAUGGACUUGGACUCGUCGGAUUUGGUGAAAAUUAAAGCACACUACGGCAGGGACAUGCUGAUUGCGGACCUGGCAGCCACGGUAACCUUCGUGGAGUUGCACAAGGAGGUGAGAAAGAUGUGCAGCGUGGCUAAGCAACAGCCCAUCACACUCAAGUGGAUCGAUGACGAAGGAGACCCGUGUACCAUCUCGUCUGAGCUGGAGCUGGAGGAGGCCUUUCGUAUUUACAAUCGCACCAAGAGGUCCGGUCUACUGCUGCACGUCUUCCCCAGCGUCCCGGCUCAGCCCGGCAUGCCCUGCCCCGGAGAAGACAAAUCGAUCUAUCGCCGAGGAGCCAGAAGAUGGAGGAAGCUCUACAGAGUCAACGGACACCUCUUCCAGGCCAAGCGCUUUAACAGGAAAGCCUGCUGUGGCCACUGUGCUGAACGGAUAUGGGGGCUGGGCAGGCAGGGCUACAAGUGUAUCAACUGCAAACUGCUGGUCCAUAAGCGCUGCCACCGACUCAUCCCUCAGACCUGCCGAAGGCUUAUGGAUCCAGUCAUGCCAUCUCAGGAGCCCCCUUCGGAUGCCAAGAGUGAAGAAGUGGACGUUCCACCGGAGGACUCAGACGGAAUAUCUUUUCUACCACACAACUGUACCGUGGAUAAAACAGAGGAUGCCGAUUCAGAGGACAUCAAAGCAGUCGUGGACGGCAUCGAUGGCAUCAAGCUGUCCCAGGGCCUGGCUCUCGGGCUGGAGGACUUCGACCUGAUCCGGGUGAUCGGGCGCGGCAGCUACGCCAAGGUGCUGCUGGUGCGGCUAAAGAAGAACAAGCAGGUGUACGCCAUGAAGGUGGUGAAGAAGGAGCUGGUCCACGAGGACGAGGAUAUUGACUGGGUGCAGACGGAGAAGCACGUGUUCGAGCAGGCGUCCACCAAUCCAUUUUUAGUAGGCCUCCACUCCAGUUUCCAGACAGAAAGUCGGUUAUUUCUGGUGAUUGAAUAUGUGAACGGCGGGGACAUGAUGUUUCAUAUGCAACGACAAAGGAAGCUCCCUGAAGAACAUGCAAGAUUUUAUGCUGCCGAAAUCUGUAUCGCCCUGAACUUCCUGCAUGAAAAGGGCAUCAUCUACCGAGACCUGAAGCUGGACAACGUUCUCUUGGAUCACGAGGGACACAUCAAGCUCACAGACUACGGCAUGUGCAAGGAGGGGAUCAGACCAGGUGACACCACGAGUACCUUCUGUGGAACACCAAACUACAUUGCACCCGAGAUCCUCAGAGGAGAGGACUACGGCUUCAGCGUGGACUGGUGGGCUCUGGGCGUGCUGAUGUUUGAGAUGAUGGCUGGGAGGUCCCCGUUCGAUAUGAUCACCGACAAUCCCGACAUGAACACAGAGGAGUACCUCUUUCAAGUUAUUCUUGAGAAGCCCAUUCGCAUCCCAAGGUCUCUGUCGGUGAAAGCUGCCAGUGUCCUCAAGGGCUUUCUCAACAAGGAUCCCAAGGAGCGGCUGGGAUGCCAGGUCCAGACGGGCUUCACAGAUAUCAAGGCACACACAUUUUUCCGCAGUAUAGACUGGGACCAGCUGGAGAAGAAAGAGACGACGCCGCCCUUCAAACCUCAAAUCACGGAUGACUACGGCCUCGAAAACUUCGACACGCAGUUUACGAACGAACCGGUGCAGCUAACGCCAGACGACCCGGACGUCAUCAAGAGAAUAGACCAGUCUGAGUUCGAGGGCUUUGAGUACAUCAACCCCCUGCUGCUCUCCACAGAGGAGUCCGUAUGAGGGAGGGGGGGGGGGGGGGCGACCGGCUUCCUCCUUCGCCCACCGACUGUCUGUCCAAGCUGCCGACUCAGCCAAAAAACAACAACACUCGCGAGCCAACUCUGAGAGGCGAAGAGGAGGAGGAGGAGGAAGAGUAAAAGGACAACAGGGAGGAGGACCCUCACCCUCUGGACCUUGUCAACGAGGCCGAGAACAGAACCGGGUCCCCCCCCCCCCCCGGCCCGAUCGACCGUUGGAAUACCAAAACUUCGUUUUUUUUCUUGGUACCUUGACGAGGAAUACGAAAGACUUCAAGAGCAUUCCCCGACGGCGCGUUGUCUUCUCCUUUCUUUCCGUUCUUUUGCUCCUCCGGGCUCCAUCGUUUCCAUCCCUCCAUCCCCUCACGAUCCACGCGCCAUGAUUUUAGAACCGUUUCGUCCCAUGCCUCCGCCGUCAUCGAACGCAUCGCCUCACAUCCCUGGAGGAAUAUGACAGUUCUGCCCAGAGAACUUGACUUUUUUUUAUUUUUACGUGCACUCAUUUUCUUUAGAUUUAUUUUGAGGAUGAGGAGGUGGUUGCGCAACACCUCACACUAAACAAGAAUGUACGACGACAAAAGAAACUCAAUGAAGUUAUUAUUGUUGCCCUGAAGCUCGUUUAUCGAUGUGAAGCGGCUCAUUUUCACCCUUUUUUGUUCAUUUUGUUGGAUUUUUCCACUAACGGGUGAUCACUUUGUUUAACUUUUAUUUAAGAAGUGCCUCUAAGAUCUUGUUACCGCGGCUCUGAUUGCACUCGUCUCCGUGAUGGAACACGCCCCGUGAAGACCCGCCGGCUCCACGAGCGUCCGUCCCCAAAGUAUCAGCAUAGUUCUAUUUUUAAAAAUGGCGUCGGACACUUUAUUUAUUUGGACGGAGCGUGACGCUCCGUGUGAUGACGUCACAGGCGGCCGCGGUCCAUACGGUCCCGUAUCGGUAAACCCCUCACACACACACACACACACACAGCUCCAGUAAACACGGAGAAUCACGACUUCAAACCCUCCGCGGUGUGUUCAGGCACCGUCGGAUUCCUCUCCACCAGCUGCCGCUGCGUGACCAUCUGCAGCCGGUGGGAAGCGUCACGUGACCGCUGGGUCGGGGAGAUGUCUCCACACACACACACACACACACACGCUGCAAACUAGACGUCUUUCUGCAGUCAAAUCUCUUAAAAACUGAUCAAUAAAAAUUCAAAGUAUCUAUUGGUUGUUUCUAAAAGGAAUAAAAGGUCUUUAGAAAAGACGUCAUGAACUCAUCUUCACUCGUGACGAAGAGGAACGAGUUCUCAAAGCAUCAGGAAACAAAAAGACAUCCAACAUGUUAUUUUGACUUUAAAGCAGACGAUGUGUUUUCCUUCAUCGUCGUCACACAGGAACGCGACGCUCUUAUUUUGAAAUUCUUAAACAUGUGGGUUUGUUGUUGUUUUCUUCACUUCAAAUUGAAGUUUGUAUUCCCCGUCGUCCUCAGACUAGAAUAUCUCUGGAUGUGUCAUAAUAAUAAUCAUUAUUCCCGGACGUUGUUCAUGUUGCUCAAUCCACUAAACACGUAAACGGCGCUUCACAUUUUUCUCUUCGGGUUUACGACUCGAGAUUAAUAAAAGUCGAUGUCUAAAGACUAAUAAAUCUCUCGUCACGUCGUCCAAAAUCGUGUCGAUGUUCAGCCAAACUACGACUCUCACUCUCACUCACGCCGCCGUCUCCUAGCAACAAGACUCACGCACACACACAAAGGUGAAACGAGAAAAGCUUUUAUUUAUCGGCAGUGUUGUUUCCACUGUGUGUUAACGGACACCUGUAAGAAAUAAUUAAUAAAUAAAAACUCUUCAAUAUUUUAUUGCCUUUUCAAAGCAAAUAACCUUUAAAUUAUGAAUAACACAAAUAAAUAGCGACGUGAUGAAUGUGAUUUACCUUUUAAUCUGGGCGGGGCUACCAUCAAGUUGUUAUUCCUCAACCAAUAAGUUAUUUUCUUUAAAAAGUAAACAACUAUUCAUUUGAUUAUAAUUCAAUUUAGUAAAAGUUAGUCAAUAAACAAAGUGUCCGGUCCAAUAGAAAGACGUUAAACCCUUUUAUCAGGGUCACGAGGUUUCUUCUUCUUGCCAAAUCCAAAACAGAAAAAGGCAAAUUAUUGCAAAAGAAUGUGAAAAAACACGUUUAUAAAGUAGAUUUAUUCACAGAGGUUCCCUGAAGGGGGCGAGGACGGGACGAACAAAUAUAAAGAUAAUAAAACUAGGAAAGAAACAAACUAACAAAGAUCCACGGAAACAAAAACAGAAGGAGCAGCAGCCAAUCACCAUGUACAGGGGGCCCUGAACACACCACGUGACCUCAACCUUCGUGUGUGUGUGUGUGUGUGUGUGUGUGUGUGUGUGUGUGUGUGUGUGUGUGUGUGUGUGUGUGUGUGUGUGUGUGUGUGUGUGUGUGUGUGUGUGUGUGUGUGUGUGUGUGUGUGUGUGUGUGUGUGUGUGUGUGUGUGUGUGUGUGUGUGACCAAACAAAAACUUCUUCCUUUUUAAAACGGAGCCCUCUGAUUGGCCCGUUGCCUUCAGGAACCCAGGUGGCAACUAUUCACCAGAUUGGCACCUGAAGGCAACACAAGGACACACACACACACACACACACCUCUGACACGUAACACACCUCUAUUUGUGUCGUGUACACGGAGCUGAUGGAGGAACGAUGAUCUAUAUCUAGAGUUAAAAAAAUAAAUAAUUGUCGUCUACUAUUUGAGUCGAGCGUGUUCAGAACACAAAGAUGAGACGUUCUCCUGGAACCGAAGUCACGAGUCACGUAGACCCCAAAAACACGGGCCGGGAAAACCGCCGCGUUACCAUGACGAUGUCACACCCGUCCACACGGUGAACAGAAAUAUGAGACCAUGGAGAAGAACAAACACGGCAGCUUAUUCUUCUCAUUAACUCAAUGCAGCUCAUUUUGCAGAGCCCAAAAUUACAAAUUAGCCUGUCGGCUUUACGACCUCACUGACCUUUGACCUUUCACAUCGGAUCAGGAAAAACUCCCCAAAAAAUAGAAGAAAACAACUUUUAGGGGGAAUAAUAAGUGAAGAGAGCAACGGAGGAGGACCCCUCUCCGGGAUGGACGGAACAAUAGACGUCAUGUGACCAGAAUGAACAGCGUUGCAGAGUGACUCCUGCCUCUGGUGGCCGGUUGAGGGACUGCACACAGAGCCCACGUUCCCAGAGAACCUCGGCGCUUCGUCAGAUUCUCGGGUCGUAUUUAAUUAUUUGCGUGUCUCGACAAUAGGAUAAAUUAGCUGAGUCACAUGGUGUCAAUUAGCUGUAGGGCCUUUACACACACACACACACACACACUCUUCUUCCUCCAACCCCUUAAACUCCAUCUCAUUCGCUGCAUUUUGUGAACACGGCCGUCAUGAGUUCCGUUUGCACAUUGUUGUUUUUGUUGUUUUGUUUAUUUUAUUGAGGGACCAAUGGAUGAACUGGGAGUCCUGGAGAAAAAAACCCCACUUUGCAGAGAACAGUGAAGGCCACUCAAACAUCUGGAAGCGGGAGGUUCGAGGCGCUCCGUGUUUACGGUUCACGCCGCUUGGACACGCUUCAUUUCGCUUCACUGCAUAUUUGUAAAUAUGUGUAAUUAUUAAAAAUGAUACUGGUUUUCUGUGAAA
Pseudoliparis swirei is the source of this 5627-nucleotide messenger RNA. RefSeq names its product protein kinase C, zeta (gene prkcz). The record is from RefSeq and is a predicted model, not a curated record. The transcript is spliced from 18 exons. NCBI's taxonomy places the organism in Eukaryota, Metazoa, Chordata, Actinopteri, Perciformes, Liparidae. Bases 173 to 1969 code for a protein of 598 amino acids. Gene Ontology annotation, biological process: protein phosphorylation. Gene Ontology annotation, molecular function: protein serine/threonine kinase activity; protein binding; ATP binding.